This is a messenger RNA of Rotaria socialis, 474 nucleotides long. The record is from the annotation of a GenBank genome assembly. Lineage: Eukaryota; Metazoa; Rotifera; Eurotatoria; Philodinida; Philodinidae.
AUGGAAGAAUCAGAUAGAUCAACCACAUUUGGUGAUUCUUCAUUAGACACAAAUCUACAAUCAUAUUCUACUACAGAUCACUUCAAUUUCACUUAUCAAACAAUGCCUGACCCGUUAGCCGUCUAUAUACCUGUAGCAUCACUCACCAAAUUCCUCCUAUGUUCUAUUCUUUGUGCUGUAUCGAAUCAAGAAAGAAUUGAUUGGAAUCAUAGUCGUCGUACUUUACUUGCUUUUUUACUGGCACUAAAUAAAAGACUCGAAGAAUUAAAAGAAAUUGCAAAUACAAGAGACGAGAUAAGCGACCAAAUCACUCGAAAACUCGAUGAAAUUCGCCAAUGGCUUGUGUAUGAAGAUCGUGAUGGUACUUGUCGAGAACCAAAUUGGAAUGAACUUCGUGAAACAUACCAAAAGAUGACUGCUGACAAAGUAGAUGAUACAUGGACAUACUAUGGUGGCCAUAAAACCAAGCCGUAA